Messenger RNA from Plasmodium berghei ANKA, 1614 nucleotides. Its product is annotated as conserved Plasmodium protein, unknown function. The coding region runs from base 1 to 1614 and encodes 537 amino acids. Lineage: Eukaryota; Apicomplexa; Aconoidasida; Haemosporida; Plasmodiidae. The transcript has a single exon. The record is from RefSeq and is a predicted model, not a curated record.
AUGCCAGAUUCCGCACAUGUAUUUAUGGAAAAUGUUUUUCAUUUAACGGGAUAUUUGCAUCGAUUACUUUUUCUUAUGAAAGAACUUGAUAUAAAAGAACAUGAAAUUAGCAAAACUAUUGAAGAAAAAGAAGAAAUUUAUUUAGAAAAUUUAAAUUAUAUUCAUAAACAAAAUAUAAAAAAUCAGUCUACAUAUAACCAAAAUUAUGCCUCCAAUGAACAUUUAAAUAAAAAUUAUUAUUCAAUCAAUCAGCAAUUAGCAAACGAAAAUAAUCACGAAACUCAUAAUAAUAAUAAAAACUCUCUAAAUUCUAAUAUCAUAGAUUCUGAAAAAAAUAAUGAAUAUAAAAGUGAUAAUAAGAACAUCCAUACAGAUAAACUUUCGAAGAGAGAAGAGAAUCUGAAAUUAGAAAUUCAACAUGAUUAUAAUAAAAUAAAUGACGAUUUUGAAACAGAAUAUAUGGAUAAUGAAAUUUUAAAAAAAAAUAUAAAAACAGAAAAGCAUGCAAAGCAUAUCAAAGAAACUGGAGAAACAUCCUUUAGUAGUGAACAAUUAAAAGAAAAAAAUAUUCUAUCACAAUCAGAUAACCCUAAUCAUGAAAUAAAAAAUAUAAAAAAAAUAUUCACCAAUGAUCAAACGGAAACGAAUGUAACGAUACACAAUAUUGAUGAUAAUUUGGAUAAAUAUGAUUAUAUAAAAAAUGAAAAUGCUAAAGAAGAAGAUGAAUGCAGUGAUGAUAAAAAACCUGAACUCUUAUUUAACGAAGACGAAUUAAAUGAAUAUUUAAAUAUAAUAACGAGUGAUAGAGAAAAUUGUAUGGCUCUAUUAAGGGAAAAGAUAUGUAUAAAUAACCAAAUAUCUUAUAUGAUAAAAAAUUAUUAUGAAAAAUUAAAAAAACAAUAUGAUAAACUAUAUAUUGAAAUGGAAAUGAAUGGAGAAACACCUCCUAGUAUAUAUAAUACAAAUAAAAAUAAAAACUAUUAUCCUGAUUUUGAUGAUAAUUUAAACAUAAAUAGCAAUAUAAUCAUUAUGAAUAAUAACACAAGUAGUGGAAGAAACAAAGGUAAUUAUACCAACUCGGCCGUAGGUACAUCAUCUGUUGUUAACUAUACAAAUGAAAAUUAUCAAUAUGAUGCUUACGACUUUGAAUGUACUAAAGAAGAAGAUGAUAAUGAAAUUAUUUUUAAUAAAAUGAAUAGCCGAAAACAUGGUGUUAAAUAUGAUGAGGAUUAUAACCCAUAUAAUAGUGAGAAAAAUAAAAAAAGUAAAAAAGCAAAAAGAAACAAAACCGAUAAUGCACAAUCAAAUAAAUUGACAAAAAAUAAUAGUACAAAAUGUAAUCAAAAUAUUGGGCCAAAUAAAAAUUUCAAUCCCACAGAAAAUAAAACUAAUAAAAUGAGAAUAACAAUUGGAUCUUUGGCAGAUUAUCAUUUGAAAAAUAAUGAAACUCUAAAAAUAAAUAAAGAAAAUAAAACUGACAAAACUGAAAACAACGAUUCAGAAGACUUGCUAUUUAAUGCUGGAAUUACUGCUGAUGAUCAUAUUUCCGAACAGGGCGAUAAAAAUGAUGAAAAUAAAAAUGAAGAAAAUGCCUAUAAAAAGACGAAAAAGUAG